GGGAAGAAAAGGGUUAAUUACCGCCUGUGGCCGCUCCUCCCUCCCUCCCUCUCCAGCCACCGCGAACGCCGCCGUAGUCCUCCCUGUUCUUUCGGCAAUUUAUCCAAUUUCCUCUUGCUGCUUCCAGAUGCCGGUUUAGCUCUCUGUCAAAGAGUUUCCCAAGUCUCGUUUCUUCGGUUUUGUACUUACCGAUGGAGGAGUCGAGAGAAUUAUGCCCUCAUAUUUUGUAAAUGUGCUUCUGGGAUUCGAAGCCUUCUCGUCGCGUUUGAGCGGGUAGCUUUCUUCUUGCGACGUCUUCGUCAUUCUAGGGUUCGACCAUUAACAAUCAUUAAUGCCUGCGUAGAUCCCGUUUUUCGGUGUUGAUGCUGGGGAUGUGAGUCCAAAACCCACCGCCCAUAAUGUUAAGAAGGCAAACCGGCUUGCUUCUUUCCUCGAUCGCUGCUCGCCACAGAUUUCCCGUCAUGCCGUGUCUCAACCGUGGCGGUGCCGAUCCUUUCUGCAGAAACGUCUCUUCUUUGUCGAAUCAACCAAGCCUUCCUUCAGUUGAGCUCUCUCGUCGUCGCUUAGCUCUCAGGGACGGUGUUUCUGAUAAUGUCCUGUCCGGCGGCAAUUCGUCUUUGAAAUCUGUUUCCAGCCUGGGAUUGACAUUGAAAUGUUGCCAUGAUCACCGAAAGAAGACUCUGAAUGAUCAGAGGGCACGUACACUUUCCCCUUUUUAUCAGUCGGUGCGACAUUCGAAAUCUCCAAUUGAAGAAAUUAACGGCAGGAGCGCUACUAAUGCUGGAUUGGUUAAUGGUCAUACCGUGCGCCAAGGAGGGCAGCCUCUUGGAUUCAGCAGAAUGUCUGCAACGAACAGAGUUGUUGUUGCAGUUGAUGUUGACGAGGUUCUUGGAAACUUCGUGUCAGCCUUGAACAGAUUCAUUGCAGAUCGUUACUCCAUGAAUCAUUCGGUAUCAGAAUACCAUGUCUACGAAUUCUUCAAGAUAUGGAACUGCUCAAGAGAUGAAGCUGAUAUUCGUGUUCAUGAAUUCUUCAAGACGACUUAUUUCAAGAACGGGAUCUAUCCCCUUCCUGGGGCACAGCAGGUGCUUCAUAAGCUGUCAAGCCUCUGUAAAUUAUCCGUUGUGACGUCUCGCCAAAACGUCAUCAAGGAUCACACUGUUGAUUGGCUAGAUAAGCAUUAUCCAGGACUGUUUCAUGAGAUUCACUUUGGGAAUCACUUUGCGUUGCAAGGAGAGUCUAAACCCAAGUCGGAAAUAUGCAGAUCUUUAGGUGCAGAACUUCUGAUUGAUGACAACCCAAGGUAUGCAAUGGAGUGCGCAGAAGCUGGGAUUAGGGUUUUGCUCUUUGAUUAUGAGAACUCCUAUCCUUGGUGCAAGUCAGAUUCUGUGGAGCAACAUCCCUUAGUCACCAAAGUAUAUAACUGGGAGCAAGUAGAGAAGCACGUAGUCUCACUGAUUGCCGCUCCUUAGUCAGGUCUUCAAUCAUUAUCGAAACGUCAUUAUACAGAUAUGGAACAAGAGACCUCACUCAUUGCUGAGAGAUAUAACUAUGGUUAACCGGAGUCACUUUUUAGCUUUUCGGGUGAAAAGUUGAGACAGACGUGUGGCUGAAAUCGGCAGUCAGAUCCGUCUUUUGCUUGAGCAGCAUUAGAAUUGUGGUGCAAGUGUAAAAAACUUGUAUACGGGCAGGUUUAGCGGAUUCCUUCCUCCAUCGGCACAAUGAUUAUGAAUGAUAAUGCCCUUUUGCCUUCCGGCGUCCUCCGCCUCUGUUAAUUUUAGUUUGGUCGUAAAGUCAUGUUUGGCAUUAAACAAAAACAGCGAGCUCCAUUUGAUUCUUGUUUACAUCUCAUCCCAACUCGUUAUGCACAACUGGUGUGUUUCAUCACCUUUUUUUAGCGUCCGAAACAUCUACAUCCACACGG
Molecule: messenger RNA, 1924 nt
Organism: Linum tenue
Lineage: Eukaryota; Viridiplantae; Streptophyta; Magnoliopsida; Malpighiales; Linaceae
Source: the annotation of a GenBank genome assembly